AUGGAUUUGAAUGGAGACGCAGGCGCCAAGCGCAAGUGCAGCUCUAUCACCACACCCGCUGAACGGCCCGUAAAGCACCUUCGCCCCGAAUCGAGCGCAUUGACACCUGGGGAUUCAACUCCUGCCAAUGGGACUGUAUACGAUGUGGAGGAUGAUGAAGAUGCGCGUCGUCUGCUGCCUGUAGGGCCUGCUCAGGGUAACUCGCCGGAAUGGCAAGCUACCUUAGAGGAGGUUGUGAAGAGCGUUGUGUCUAUCCACUUCUGUCAGACAUGCUCCUUCGACACCGAGCUGUCCAUGAGUAGUCAGGCUACUGGGUUUGUGGUAGAUGCAGAUAAUGGAUACAUAUUGACAAACCGACACGUGGUUUGCCCGGGACCUUUUUGGGGAUACUGCAUCUUUGAUAAUCAUGAGGAAUGCGACAUUCGUCCUGUAUAUCGGGACCCUGUACACGACUUUGGAAUUUUGAAAUUCGAACCGAAGGCCAUUCGAUAUAUGAAAUUGAGGGAGCUGAAACUGCAGCCGGGUGCAGCUAAAGUGGGAUCAGAGAUUCGCGUCGUGGGUAAUGACGCAGGAGAAAAAUUGAGUAUUCUGUCUGGUGUCAUUAGUCGGCUGGAUAGAAACGCGCCUGAAUACGGCGAUGGCUACAGUGACUUUAAUACGAAUUACAUCCAGGCCGCCGCAGCAGCUAGCGGUGGAAGUUCCGGCAGUCCU
Messenger RNA from Aspergillus welwitschiae, 711 nucleotides. Its product is annotated as S1 family peptidase. Gene Ontology annotation, biological process: proteolysis. Lineage: Eukaryota; Fungi; Ascomycota; Eurotiomycetes; Eurotiales; Aspergillaceae. The annotation marks the transcript as partial. Gene Ontology annotation, molecular function: serine-type endopeptidase activity. The transcript has 2 exons. The record is from RefSeq and is a predicted model, not a curated record.